This is a messenger RNA of Lolium perenne, 1501 nucleotides long. Its product is annotated as exopolygalacturonase. Gene Ontology annotation, molecular function: polygalacturonase activity. Gene Ontology annotation, biological process: carbohydrate metabolic process. The record is from RefSeq and is a predicted model, not a curated record. Lineage: Eukaryota; Viridiplantae; Streptophyta; Magnoliopsida; Poales; Poaceae.
CCAGACCGUGGUCGUCGUCCACACCGCCUCAUUUACCCAAGCAGACGAAACAUCGAUCAAUCGAGGAAGAUGGUGGACGCAGGAAGAAGAAGCAAUGGCGCCGCCUUGAUGGUGGCGCUGUGCGCGGCGCUGCUGGGAACAGCCUGCGCAACGAAGCCGGCAGCGAAGCCUGCCGCUGCGGCGGCGGUUGAUGUGGGCGGUCCGCCAUCGGUUCCGGCGGGUCCCCUGGACAUCACGAAGCUGGGGGCGAAGGGCGACGGCAAGACCGACAGCACGCAGGCGAUCAUGCAGGCGUGGAAGAACGCGUGCGGCGCCACUGGGACGCAGAAGAUCGUCAUCCCGGAGGGCAACUUUCUGAUUGGCGCUCUGGAGCUGUCGGGGCCCUGCACGUCCAGCAUCAUCAUCCGCCUCGACGGCAACCUCCUCGGCACCGGCGACCUCAACGCCUACAAGAAGAACUGGAUCGAGUUCAUGCGCGUCGACAACUUCGCCGUCAACGGCCACGGCACCAUCGACGGCCAGGGCCCCCUCGUCUGGGGGAAGAACGAGUGCAACAAGAACUACAACUGCAAGAUCCUCCCCAACAGCCUGGUGCUGGACUACGUGACGAACGCGUCAAUCCGUGGCGUGACGCUGAAGAACGCCAAGUUCUUCCACCUCAACCUCUUCAACUGCAAGAACGUGCUGGUGGAGAAGGUGAACAUCACGGCGCCCGGCGACAGCCCCAACACGGACGGCAUCCACAUGGGCGAUUCCGAGAACGUGACCAUCAAGUCCACCAACAUCGCCGUCGGCGACGACUGCAUCUCCAUCGGCCCCGGCACCAAGCACGUCAAGAUCCACGGCUCCCGCUGCGGCCCCGGCCACGGCAUCAGCGUCGGCAGCCUCGGCCGCUACAAGGACGAGAAGGACGUCGAGGACAUCGAGGUCACCAACUGCACCAUCAAGGGCGCCACCAACGGCCUCCGCAUCAAGUCCUACGAGGACUCCAAGUCGCAGCUCAAGGCAACCAAGUUCGUCUACGACCAGGUCGUCAUGGACAACGUCUCAUACCCCAUCAUCAUCGACCAGAAGUACUGCCCAAACAACAUCUGCUCCAAGACCGGCUUAUCCAAGGUCACCGUCAACGACAUCGUCUUCAAGAACAUCGUCGGCACCUCCGCCACGCCAGAGGCCGUCACCCUCAACUGCGCUAACAACCUCCCAUGCCAAGGCGUGCAGCUCGUCAACGUCAACCUCAAGUACACUGGCACACACAACAAGACCAUGGCCGUCUGCCACAACGCCGUCGGCAAGUCCAGCAACGUCAUCAAGGAGCUCGCAUGCCUCUAGAUUCCCCCUUUUCCAUCUUUCCCCGUCCCUUCAUUUUGUUUCUCCAUUUUUAAUUGAUUUGUUUGUUUUAGUCAAUUGAUGUUCUCCUUCUUUAUAAUUUCUUUGUCCUACUUAGUUAACUGAUGUAAACACCUGACAAUUAACUUAUCAAUUUGUUUGUUAUACGCAA